Molecule: messenger RNA, 4016 nt
Organism: Passer montanus (Eurasian tree sparrow)
Lineage: Eukaryota; Metazoa; Chordata; Aves; Passeriformes; Passeridae
Gene: GPD1L
Product: glycerol-3-phosphate dehydrogenase 1 like
Exons: 8
Coding region: 93-1154 (353 amino acids)
Biological process (GO): glycerol-3-phosphate catabolic process; carbohydrate metabolic process
Cellular component (GO): glycerol-3-phosphate dehydrogenase (FAD) complex; cytosol
Molecular function (GO): glycerol-3-phosphate dehydrogenase [NAD(P)+] activity; protein homodimerization activity; NAD binding
Source: RefSeq, a predicted model, not a curated record
GAGAGGGGCCAUGCCCUGACGGCGGGGCGGGAGCGGGGGCGGGCGCCUCUCGGAGCUCUCGGCCGCUGUGGCGGGGCGCGGGCGGCGCUGCCAUGGCGCUCUCCGCUGGCCCCCUCAAGGUCUGCAUCGUGGGCUCGGGCAACUGGGGUUCUGCAGUUGCCAAAAUAAUAGGUAAUAAUGUAAAAAAAUUGCAGAAGUUUGCUCCCACAGUGAAUAUGUGGGUCUUCGAGGAGAAUAUUAAUGGGAGAAAACUGACAGAUAUCAUAAAUACGGAUCAUGAAAAUGUAAAGUAUCUCCCUGGAUGCAAGCUGCCAGAUAAUGUGGUUGCUAUCCCGAACCUUCGUGAAGCGGUACAGAAUGCAGACUUGCUGGUUUUUGUCAUUCCUCAUCAGUACAUCCAUAAAGUCUGUGAUGAAAUCACAGGACAAGUACCCACGAAAGCGCUCGGCAUAACUCUCAUAAAGGGAAUAGAUCAAGGCCCGGAGGGACUCAAACUGAUCUCUGACAUUAUUCGAGAGAAGAUGGGAAUAGACAUCAGUGUGCUGAUGGGAGCUAACAUUGCCAAUGAGGUGGCAGCAGACAAAUUCUGUGAAACCACAAUAGGCUGCAAAAUCUUGGAAAAUGGCCUUCUCUUCAAAGAACUCCUGCAGACUCCAAACUUCCGAAUAACUGUAGUAGAUGAUGCAGAUGCAGUUGAGCUGUGUGGUGCUCUGAAGAAUGUUGUAGCAGUAGGAGCUGGUUUCUGUGAUGGCCUUAGCUACGGUGACAAUACCAAAGCUGCUGUUAUUCGCCUUGGCCUAAUGGAGAUGAUCGCCUUUGCCAAAGUUUUUUGCAAAGGACAGGUUUCUACUGCCACUUUCCUGGAGAGCUGUGGCAUUGCUGAUCUCAUCACAACGUGUUACGGUGGCCGGAAUCGACGUGUAGCAGAAGCAUUCGUUAAAACUGGAAAGUCUAUUGAAGAAUUAGAGAAAGAAAUGUUGAAUGGUCAGAAACUCCAAGGACCACAGACUUCUGCAGAAGUGUAUCAGCUCCUGAAGCAGAAAGGAAUGCUAGACAAGUUUCCACUCUUCACAGCUGUGUAUCAAAUCUGCUAUGAAGGGAGACCUGUUAAAGACAUAAUAUCCUGCCUUCAAAAUCAUCCAGAGCACAUGUAAAAUCCAUCAGGCUGUUGUACUAAUGCAGCUUUCUGCCUUUUGAAUUGGUGUCUGGGUUCAUGUGGAUGUAGCUGUCAUUAAGCUUUGUUCAAAGCUGCUCUUGGGCAACAGGAACAAGAAGAAUGUCUGUGAGCGGGUGUCGGUGUUGGUUCCCCAGCCUGGUUUGACACAGCACGCGGUGUUGGCUUGGUGAUCAUCCUUUUGCUGGCUGACAUGCAACUCUUCUGAGAUACACAAUACAACAGUUGCACUACAUGCCUGGUCUAUAUAUACACAAAGUGUACUUUGAGUUUGCUCCUACACCAUAAAACACAAUGCUUUUUUGUCUCCUUGUAAAGCCUGGUCCAAAAUCCGCUGGCACAUUGGGAAGAAUCCCAGUGGUUUUGAUCAGAGGCUGAAUCAAGCGUGUAACCUUGAAAUAUUAGGAAUCUGUUAGAACUUUGCUUUAUUCUGUAUACACAAUUAAAUGUUAACAUUUUGCAUGCUUAUGACUAUAUUAAUUUAAGCAAUGUUAAUGCAAAACAAGUUGUAGCAGUUAUUCAUGGGGCUACAGGGGUAUUUCAAUGAAGAAUAUUUUGAUUUUUGAAAGUUGUUGAAAUUGUCAAGCUACUUUGAAACCAAUUUCUAAGUGAAUUUAAAGUUUUUAAUUACACUGUUUUAAAGGGAAUAUUCUAGAGGGGGAUCAUUGCCACCCCUUCUGUUUUUUAAUCCUUGCAUUUUUGUAUUUCUCCCUUACUAUUCCUUUGUGUUAGGCUCUUCAGAAUCCCAUUCCCCAAAGCAAGCCAGAGGUGUUGACCUGGAGGUUCCGAACCCUAGAGCCUACAGUUCAUUUUAUUGUUUUACCUGUGGUUGUUCUUCACUGCUGCUGUUGGUUGGGUGAUGAAGAACAGCCUUGGGUAUCCACUGCUCCAAGUUGUUCUGCUGUGUUUUUAGCUUAGCUGCAAAGGGUUGGGCUCCACACAGCGCUCCAAGGACUGCCAGGGGAAUUCCCUGGUACAGCACGUGCUUGUGUCCUCAGGAGGGUUGUGGCCAGUACGAUGACUGCAUUCAUUUCACUGCCUGCCAGUCACUGGCACGUCCCCUGGGCUGUAGUCCUGAUCCAGCCUCCCCAGUUCUGGAGUUACUCUUUCACUGGACAAAACUUUUACGGGUGCUGAAUCAAAUCCUUUACAACUAAUCUCCCAGAAAGCUUCUCAAGGCAUCCAUCUCUUUUAUUCCCCAGGGAUCUCAACUAGGUUUUUUUCAGAAACCUUUGUUUUAUCAGGGAGGUUAAUUUUAUUUGUUAUUGGAAAAUUUGUGAUUUUAUGAAGUUUAGGGGUGGGGGGGUUGGUUUGGUUGGUCUUUUUAGAUUUAUUUUUUUUUAAGAUUGAUGCAAGAGAAGAUAGAUAAGUAAAAUCUGUUUUGCUUUUCUUGUAUACUUAAGUGUGGGGUGGGGUUUUUGUGAAAUAUAUGCUAGGCACAUUAAGAGUGGACUCCUUCUUCAAACUAGGAGAUAAGGGUAGGCAUUAGAAUUUAUAGAACGAGACUGCCCAUCUGCUCUGAAUGUCCAUGCCUAACAUCUGAGCAGUAUCAGAACUGGUGUUCACUGUUCUCAGUGGUGGUUUUAGACCAGGAAUCAUGAGCACCCAUCCUGAAACUUCAGGUUAUCUUUCCAAAUUUGCUAAAGAGGAUGCCUGGGAAUAACUGUCAUACUUACAUAAUCUGGAUUACUCUGAAAUAGGGAAGCUUUGGGACAACUUUGUGUAGACAGGAAGACCCUUCCCCUUAGGGGUACCAUUUUUUUGUGCUCCUGUAUUAUUUUGAAUUAAUAUUUGAAAGAUCUCAUGAAUGUCCUCAGAUAUUCAGGGAUGUGAAGAGUUAUUUUGCCUUACUUCUGAUUUAGUGCUAAACAUAAGAGAUGGCCGUAAGUUAAGUGACAUCAGACAUUUUUGGCAGUUGGGAACAUCAGUGGUUGAGCUGACUCUGAGCAAGCACUCUGCUUAGAUGUUUAAGAGGAUGUUUUAAGGUUGGAAGCACUGUUAUGCUAACGCACACAUGGAGCAUACACUCCUCAUUACUGCAUAACUUUCAGUGUGUUUGCUUAUGCUUUGUUUUGUUCUGUUUUUGUUUUUUUUAAUACCAAAUUGGUGGCUUUUGCUUUGUAUGUGUACAUAUACAUUCUAUAUAUAAACUUUUUUUUUUUUUACAUGCAGUAUGUAGGACAGUAGCAUUUUGUAAGAUACAUAAAGGGCUAUAUGAGCUAAAUGUGGUAAAUUAAUAUAUAUUUUUAAAUUAUUUCUUUAUUAUUCCAAUACUACUUCUACCACUGAAAGUCUCAAAUCUUAAUUGUUCUUGUUUUGUAGAGAAGCUUGUAUUCUAAGGCAAAUCCAGAGAAAAGGUUCUUAUGGAAUUCUUUCCUCCAGUCUGUUACAAUAUUCUUUUUUUCAGACAAAAAUUGAGGUUUCAAUAACUAAAAUAACUAAAAUAGUUUAUUUAAAUUUCUAUUGAUAGUUCAUUAUUUGCAUUUGCUUUUUAGUGCUGGAGAACACUCAGCUUGGCACUCUGUAUUUUUUCCCCCACUAAUAUUUACUGGUCAUUAAAAGACUGUGACAUGGUACUGGAAUUGAAUGAGCCUGCUCUGCAAACACUCUGUUUUGCCUAGUGCUGGGAUAGUCUUACUGAAAUCAUUAACCCCUGUGUAAGGGGUUCAUAAAUUUGUAACUAAUUCUUGGGUUAUGAACUUCAAUUGCUAAGGAAGGCAUUACAUUCUAAUGAUACUUACUCAACUUGCCCUCAUCAUAUGUACUGAUUUUGUUUAGAGAUGUUGAAUGUAUACCUGUUUGAAGAGUUAGUAGAAAUAAACAUUUUUGUCUUGGGAAUCAA